CCUCCCUUACCACCGUGGCCUCUGAGAGAAAAGGAGACAGUGUGCAUUAUAUAGGCUGGCGAUAGGAGAAAACAGAUAUCUAUAUUCCGAUAUAUGGAUUAAUUUGAAACGACAUCAUUUGUGUCUGUUGGUACAUUGGAUGUAUUUUUCAGGAUAGAAAUCGUUUUUGGAUCGUUUUUCUUUUGCCAUGGCGUGUGGAAUCAGACAUGACGCCGUGUGGGUAAAAUGGCGUUUUGGCUGCGGACAGAAUUGGCGGAUUCUGUUCCUCCUUUUUUCUGUCACUCAUUUGGUGACCGGACACAUCCGAUAUUCAAUCCCAGAGGAGAUGAAGAAAGGCUCUUUAAUCGGUAAUGUUGCACAGGACCUCGGUUUGGAUUUGAAACGGCUCCGCUCCGGUCGGGCCCGUAUCGUGACCGGAGAGAGCAUCCAGUACACGGAGCUGAAGUCAGACAAAGGGAUUCUAGUCGUGAAUGAGAGAAUCGACCGGGAGCAGCUUUGUGGAGACGUGACACCGUGCAGUUUCAGCUUUGAGGUGAUUUUAGAAAAUCCUAUGGAGUUGCAUCAAAUCACAGUUGAAAUUACAGAUAUAAAUGAUCAUUCGCCUACUUUUAAAAGAAGUAGCAUCAGCUUUGAAAUCAGCGAAAUAGCAAACACCGGGGCUCGUUUUUCCUUGACAAGUGCAGAAGACCCAGAUGUGGGUGUUAACGGACUCAAAGAAUAUCUGUUGACUGAAAAUGAUUAUUUUAUUCUGAAACAAAACGCGAAUGCAGAUGGCAAGAAAUACGCAGAGAUGGUGCUUCAGAAGCCGUUAGACAGAGAGACAAAUCCUAUUCUCACUCUGAAGCUCAUAGCAGUCGACGGUGGGACUCCGCAGAGAUCUGGUACAGUGAAUAUAGAUAUCGCCGUUCUUGAUGUUAAUGAUAAUGCACCUGUAUUCAAUCAGUCUGUGUACAAAGCUACAGUGAUGGAAAACUCUGCCAGAGAUACUUACGUUACCACUGUUAAUGCUAGUGACGCAGACUUCGGGUCAAAUAGUAUCGUGAGUUAUUAUUUUUCAGAUCUUAACAGUGGUCUCAGUGACUUGUUUAUGAUUGAUGAGAAAACUGGCGUAAUUUUAAUAAAAGGUUCUGUUGACUAUGAAAAAGACAAAAAGUACGAACUGAGAAUUGAUGCAAGAGAUCAGGGAGGCUUGACAGAUUCAAGUAAAGUAAUAAUUGAAGUAACUGAUGUUAAUGAUAACGCUCCUACCAUCAGCGUCAUGUCAUUCACUAGUCCUGUGUCAGAGGAUUCUCCUCCUGGCACAACUAUUGGCAUCAUAAAUGUGAAAGACCUGGAUUCACGUGAUAAUGGACAAGUAAACUGUCGAAUCGAGCAAAAUUCACCCUUCAAGAUUAAAUCUAAUUUAAGAAAUUACUACACUUUGGUAACAGAUACUGUGUUGGACCGUGAAAGUGUCUCAGAAUAUAACAUUACUAUUGUUGCAACAGAUGCCGGAGUUCCUCCUCUCUCAGCAAAACGAACCUUUAAUUUGAAGGUCUCUGAUGUGAAUGAUAAUGCUCCAGCGUUUUCACACAGUGUUUACAAUACUUUCAUCACGGAGAAUAAUUCUCCAGGCGUUUCUGUUCUCGUGAUCAGGGCUAAUGACCCCGAUGAAAACCAGAACGCCCGCAUAUCCUAUAUUCUGGAGGACAGUAAUAUCGGUGGAUCUCCUAUUUCUGAAUCUGUUUCUGUAAAUGCAGAGAGUGGAGUUGUACACGCAGUGCGCUCAUUUGAUUAUGAGCAAAUCAAACAGUUAAUUUUUGUAGUGAAAGCGCAGGAUGGAGGCUCUCCUCCACUCAGCAGCAAUGUGACAGUGAAAAUGACGAUCCAGGACCAGAACGACAACCCUCCUCAGGUCCUAUAUCCAGUCCAGACUGGUGGCUCUGUGGUGGCUGAAAUGGUGCCUCGUUCAGCAGAUGUGGGCUAUCUGGUGACCAAAGUGGUGGCUGUUGAUGUGGACUCUGGACAGAAUGCGUGGCUGUCGUAUAAACUGCAGAAAGCCACAGACAGGGCUCUGUUUGAAGUGGGCUCCCAGAAUGGAGAGAUCCGAACCAUCCGCCAAGUGAGUGAUAAAGAUGCAGUGAAACAGAGACUGAGUGUUAUAGUGGAGGACAACGGGCAGCCCUCUCGUUCAGCUACAGUCAUUGUGAACGUGGCGGUGGCGGACAGUUUCCCUGAAGUUCUGUCGGAGUUCAGUGACUUUCCACACGACAAGGAGUACAAUGACAACCUGACUUUUUACUUGGUGUUGGCUCUGGCUGUGGUCUCCUUCCUGUUCAUCACGUGUUUGGUGGUUAUUAUUUCAGUGAAAAUCUACAGAUGGAGACAGUCUCGCAUCCUGUAUCAUUCCAACCUGCCUGUGAUUCCAUAUUAUCCUCCACGUUACUCAGACACUUUGGGGACAACAGGGACUCUCCAACACGUGUACAAUUACGAGGUGUGCAGGACGACAGACUCGAGAAAGAGUGACUGUAAGUUCGGCAGAGCUGGUAGUCAGAACGUUCUGAUCAUGGAUCCCAGUUGUUCAGGGACGAUGCAGCGGAUGCAGCGUGAGAAGAGCAUCCUGGAUGAACCAGACUCUCCUCUGGAGGUGAGGUGCAAUAUAUAAACUCUUUGUUUAUACAACUGCUCAUGUUCUGUACUGAAAACAAUUUCUAAGAGAUGAUUGAUUCCACGUUAGCUGGGGUCAAGUACUUUCAGCUUUUUUCAUUACCGCAGGGGUGGACAGCUCAUCCUUAGCUGACUGCUUUUGCCCGACAACCCUCCCUCCCCCCCCUUUUUUUUACA
This is a messenger RNA of Amphiprion ocellaris (clown anemonefish), 2826 nucleotides long. Its product is annotated as protocadherin gamma-A11-like. The record is from RefSeq and is a predicted model, not a curated record. Bases 188 to 2647 code for a protein of 819 amino acids. Gene Ontology annotation, cellular component: plasma membrane. The transcript has a single exon. Gene Ontology annotation, molecular function: calcium ion binding. Gene Ontology annotation, biological process: homophilic cell-cell adhesion. Lineage: Eukaryota; Metazoa; Chordata; Actinopteri; Pomacentridae.